Molecule: messenger RNA, 2030 nt
Organism: Paraphaeosphaeria sporulosa
Lineage: Eukaryota; Fungi; Ascomycota; Dothideomycetes; Pleosporales; Didymosphaeriaceae
Exons: 2
Coding region: 69-2030 (653 amino acids)
Biological process (GO): regulation of DNA-templated transcription
Molecular function (GO): DNA-binding transcription factor activity, RNA polymerase II-specific; zinc ion binding
Source: RefSeq, a predicted model, not a curated record
GAUCUUUGCAGGUUCCCAACAUUUUAUGCUAAUCCGGACUUAGUUCCGGUCAGAAGUAUAAUCAAUUCAUGUCAGAAGAAUCGACUGCGAAGAAGCGGAAGCUUAGGAAAGGAACGCACAGUUGUUGGGAGUGCAAGCGGCGGAAAGCAAAAUGUGUGUUUUCCAAUGAGCAUGACACAAUGUGCGUUGGAUGUCUUCGGAGGGGUACCAGAUGCGUUGAUCAAAAUGAGAGCAUUGUUGAGCCGGAGAGUAGGGAUGGCGCGACAAACCGUCGGCUUCUGCGGAUCGAAGCGAUGCUGGAAACGUUGCUCGAGAGACAAGUGGCAGACGGUGCAGUAUCUAUGAAAUCGAUCGAGAGAACAAGUCCUGUAAUUGACAUGGAGGCGGGAAGCAUGAAGCUGUCCCAUGAUAGCGAAGGAAUCACGAGUCGCAAACGAUUGAGACAUCCUUCCCCACGAGUAGAAAUCACUCAAAGGCCCUCUCCCAAGCGAUUGUCAAUACCGCGUGGUCUAAGCACUACCCUAUCAGAGACUCUUUACAGUCUCUUACCGUCGCAAGAAGAAUGUCAGAGAGUCUGCAGCUCGAGCAAGUUCCUGCCUUGUUUCUUCCAGCAGAUGCUUACUAGAGACUGGAAGACUAUGUCAACGUCACAAGACCUUCCUAUUCUCACGUCUAGCCGUGUUGCCAGAUUGCCUUCGCCAGACGUCCACCCCAUCCUCAUCGCACAAAAGAUGCUGAUGCUUGCGUGCCUUGCUCAGUUCGUCUCGCGGGAGCUGGAUAAUGGUGAGUGGAAACACAAGGCAGAGCAUAUGGCAUCAACAGCCAUUGAUGUGGUGGCCAAGGAAGAGCUCUGUCACAGUGCGGAAGGACUGGAGUGCUUGAUGCUCGAGGCUACGUAUCACGCAAACAAUGGUAAUAUGCGGAGGGCUUUCAGUGCCGUACGGAGGGCGGUGGCUACUGGGCAGUUGCUUGGUAUACAUCGCUCGCACCAAUCUAGCGUUCUGCAGCUGGACAAGACAGCCCCGCCUUUCGAUCCGGCGUAUAUGUGGUAUCGCAUUGUCUCAGCCGACAGGUUGUUCAGCCUGGUUCUUGGUCUACCCCAGGGGUACUCAAGCACACUCCGUACUCACAUCAUAGACCUCGCAGCAUUAGAUCCCGAACAACAGCUAGAUAGACGGCACAGUGAAAUAGCAUCCUGGAUCCUCGACCGCGACGAACGCAACCCUGAAGAUAUGCUCACCACUCAAACCAUCGACAGCGCGCUGCAAGACGCGACCUCCCUCCUCCCCUCAGACUGGUGGCUCCCACCACCGCUCCACAGCCUCACCUCGAGCCGCUCCAUAUUCCUCUCAACAAUCCGCCUCGUCGCCCAAGUCCUCCACUUCAACCUCAUCAAUCAGACCCACCUGCCCUACCUCCACCUCCCUGGCCCUGUCCACGGCUACAGCAAAGCCGCCUGCGCCACCGCAAGCCGCGAGAUCCUGGUUCGAUACCUGAUCUUGCAGGACUCGGGGUUCGUCGCACACACCUGCCACAUGGUCGAGUUCUUCGCCCUCAUAGCAGCGACGACGCUCACGCUCGCGCACCUGGAGCGCCACUGGCAGGACACCUCGCCGGAACUGAGCGUGCUCGCGCACGUCCGGGCGAGCGACCGCGCGAUGGUGGAGCGGGCGAGAGAUUGCAUGGCGCGGUUGACGGCGUGCAAAGGCGCGCAGAUUAUUGAGCACCUGCUGCAGAUCGAGGACGAGGCGUUUCGCACUCGGAGCGUGGGAUGCGGUACCAUCGUCAAGGACUAUCCGGACGAGGGGCCGUUCUUUGAGAUGGGGAUACCGUAUUUUGGGCGGCUGAGACUGAAUUCGGCGAAGCUUUGUUUUCAACGGGCGGCGGAUAUUGAGGAUGUCAGCUUGGGUGUGAAGAGUGGAGGGGACUGUGGAGGUGGGGAGGAGAUGCUUGGUUUUGAGGCGUUUGACUUGAGUGCGUUUGUUGGUGAUGGCGGGACUACAGAGCUGGCUGAUUUGUUCUCGCUCUGA